AUUUCCGUCAAAGCUAGUGAACUGUAAAGAAAUUAUAAGCGCAGUCUUAAAUUAAAAAGUUCGUACUUGACAAAAGUUCGAGAGAAAUAUAUCUUUGAAAAGUAAAUUUAUGUAAGCAAAAUGAAAAUUAAAAUCGUAAUAGCUGUAUUAUUUAUGUUUACUAUACUUUGUAAGUCAAAACAGGCGUCCACGACGUUAAAAAAAUCAGAAGGUUCUGGUGAUGGUUCUGCUAAUGUAUCUGAUCAAAAAUACAAAAAGGUUUUAAAGAGCCCAACCUAUGGAAUAAUAGAUAAUACUGAAGAAGGUUCAGCUGAAGAUGACGAUGAAGAAAGUUCAGGUGACGAUGGCAGUGGUAGUGGUAUACCGACGUUGAUAACAACGAAAAAAAGUACCGUAAAAGUUAUUUCUUCUACAAUCGCUAGUAUAACUGUUUUUGAUAUCAAUACUCCUACAAUAUCUUCAGUUGCUAAAAGCAAUAAUGCAACUGAGACAAGUUAUGGUCUUUCAUCAACAUCACAAUCUGUCACAACUAAUAGUCAAGAAAUGAUAAAACAAGGUGAAGAUCAGCCAGGAAUAAAUUUCACAUUAGGAAUUAUCAUCGGAGUUGUUGUCGGUGCUGUUUUAGCAAUAUUAGUUAUAAUUUUUCUUGUUUAUCGACUUCGUAAAAAAGACGAAGGUAGCUACUCACUUGAGGAGCAGAGUACACAAGCAUUUAUAACUAAUGAUGGUCCCCAAAAAACUGAAAAAGAAGUUUAUGCAUAAGCUUUAUUUUAUUACAAUCACUUUAUACAGCAUAAAGUGUUAUAUAAUGCAGAUAACUUUCUAAUACGAUCCAAAUGCGUUAGACUGAUGUAUCUAAUUCAGUAUUAGGUACAGGAAGAAAAUAUUCUAGCAUGGAGCUUACAUUUUAUAUAAAACAUUAAAAGAAAAAUUUUUUAAGAAAGUAUUGAUAUUAUUUUGUUUACUCAAAUAAAUUCUUAGUAAAAAAGAGUUUCAGGAACUUGUGUUACUGUACUACUUCAGUUCAUUCUUUAGUACUUAAGUAUUGUUUUUUUCUCUCUUUUUUCCUAAACCAACAUAAAGCAAUUAAUCGAUUUUCAAUUCCUAAGUUAUAGCUGUUUUAAAAAUAUACCAAUGAAACGUGAUUGGCUUUGUUUUACGUUGUAUUUGUUUUUAAUGUUUUCUCGUUUAACAAUGCUACUUGUUUAUAGAACUGUUUUGAAUGAACGUUUGAACUGAAAGAGUUUUUUUAAAUAUUUUGUUUAUUUUUUGUAGUAUUUUAUUUAAUUUUAGAUAUUCUAUAAAGAAUACAUACAUCCCCCUAUCUAUUUAAUGUACAUUAUAUCUUAAUGUUUUCUGUCAAAAUUUUGUAUUAAUAAAAUUUUGUUUUGUUUUUCACAAUGUAUUAUAAAAAAAAGAUGAUUAAGUAAAUAUCAAAUCAAAGUUGA
Hydra vulgaris (swiftwater hydra) is the source of this 1448-nucleotide messenger RNA. Its product is annotated as syndecan-2-B. The record is from RefSeq and is a predicted model, not a curated record. Gene Ontology annotation, biological process: cell migration. Lineage: Eukaryota; Metazoa; Cnidaria; Hydrozoa; Anthoathecata; Hydridae. Gene Ontology annotation, cellular component: cell surface; membrane.